Molecule: messenger RNA, 1370 nt
Organism: Cajanus cajan (pigeon pea)
Lineage: Eukaryota; Viridiplantae; Streptophyta; Magnoliopsida; Fabales; Fabaceae
Source: RefSeq, a predicted model, not a curated record
GGAAAAUAAUAGUUGUACUAUUAGAAACAAGACAAUCAGAAGACUGAAAAAAGUAACAAUAAUUUAUUAAUAGAAAAGAGCUAACACCAGCAAAGAAAACACUGAUUUUUUAAAACUAUAAUUAAUAUGCAUCUCCACUUGGCAUCAAUAACACUGCUGGUACAUCUUAGAAAUAGAUGUCAAGUUUACAACUUAUUCUCUUUAUUGUGCUACAUAGUGACUCGAAGAAACACAGGAUUUAAGUUGGCGCUAAAUUAGAGAAAACUGUAACUACAACUUUACAGAGUAAUUCAGAUACGAGGAACUCAACAGCAGCAUCAAUACUUGCUCCUCUUCAAAAGGCAUCCCGCUGAUGUUUAUUCUCAUUUUUUCAAAAUGGAAAUGCAUACACCAAAGUUACAUAUCUUUUGUUCUUGUGCAGAGUGUUAUGAGAAUUGCUGAAGAUGGAACCAUAUCAAAGAACACCAAUAUGGCAGCUUCAUCAAAGCAUUCCAAAUUCUUUAGCUCAGAGUCAGCCCAAUUAGUUACUUCUGAAAGUAAAUCAUAUCCACGUAGUGAAACUAGGAGCAGCCAAACUGAGACACACACUGCUAAAGAAAGUGAAGGCCAUCCUAGAAAAAUUCAAGAUUUUGGGGCCAAUGAUAUGAUGAGUUUAUUUCAACCAGUGGCUGUCGAAAAAGAUGGUGAAGGCCAAGUAAUUGAGCAUCACUCAACUAAAGAUAACCGAGUUUUAAAGGCCCUUGCCGACCUGGAAAAGUGUCUAAAGGUGUCUCUGAAGGACAUAGCUAUCUCUGAGACUAAUAGUCUCUGCCUUAUGGCUGCUCUUAACUUCUUGUCCAACCUUCCUUUCAAAGAAGUAACUCUAUCAGAUGGACUCAGAGAUAUUAUAGACUCUAUGCACAAAGAGUUCCCAAGCAUUCUAUGUUCCUUCAAGCAAGGCUUUGCUAACUCUGACAAGUUGGCAGUGCUUGAAGCUCAUAGGAAUGAGGUAACCAUUACACUUGUUGCCAAUAUUUCUGGGGCAGAGAAUUUGAUAAAUGAAGCUCAAGAGAAGGAAGGAGUUUUGAAGGAACGGGUGAUUAGGUUGAAGAAAGAAAUAAAAGAUUGCGAGAAUGAGUUGUCAUCUCUUGAAGUGGAAAAGAAGAAAUGCAUUGCAGAAAGUAAAGGGUAUAAAAAGAAGCUUGAAAAUAUGAGGAAAGACAAAGCUCAAAUGGUGGAAGAUCAAAGUGAAGUUCGGGAAGAGCUAUUUGAGGUGGCUUAUAAAUGGUCUGCACUAUGUAGCCAAUUUGAGCACAAUUGCAUCGCUUCUAGAAAUACCUCUUGAGCACGUUCUUCUUCUUUUUAUAGAUUAUAUAUAUAUAUAUAUAUAU